Messenger RNA from Heterobilharzia americana, 1974 nucleotides. NCBI's taxonomy places the organism in Eukaryota, Metazoa, Platyhelminthes, Trematoda, Strigeidida, Schistosomatidae. The record is from the annotation of a GenBank genome assembly.
AUGUGUUAUUCGAAAUUCUCAGGAGCUUAUUCAAGUCGAAUGCCGGUUAUUCGAGUAUAUGGUACAACAACUACAGGUCAAAAGAUCUGCGUAAACGUGCACGGAGUUUUGCCAUAUUUUUUCGUCGAGCUACCAGCUGUAGAAUCAGACGUCGAAAAUUUUAUUAGAGAUUUUGUGUUUUCUCUGGAGAAAUCUAUCCGUUCUAAGUUAAGCACCCCUUAUAUGAGAGAAAUGUACAUUUUCGAUGCUUCAGUGGUAUCCGGUGUUUCUAUAUACGGUUAUCAUGAUUCAGCGAAACCCUUCAUCAAACUGUACCUCAUUGAUCCUGCCUUAGUAUCUACUUGUUCCGAACUACUACAAAGUGGAGCGAUAUUAAAUCGUGCUUUCCAAACUUAUGAGACUCACAUUCCUUACUUGUUGCAGUUCUGUGUUGAUUAUAAUCUUUAUGGUAUGAACCUGCUUUAUGCAGGAUAUUUUAAAUUUCGUGUCUCAAACUACAUAGGCUUUCCAUCGUUGUUGAAAAAAUCUGAAGACUUGUGGAGUCCUUCAAAAUUCAACUCGAAAUACUUUUUAUCAUCGAAUUCCGCUCCUAAAUGUACGAGUAUGGAGUUGGAAGUUGAUAUAUCUGCAUGGGACAUACUGAAUCGUCGAGACCUUCAAGAUAAUUUGUCCCUGAAUCCUGGUCUUGAAGCUAUGUGGACUGAAGAGGAGAUGCGUCGAGCAUCGCGAACAAAUCAGUCAGAAAAACUGCCUGAUUUACCGACUGCAGAUGAAUUACUACCAGUUGAACAGGAUAUUGGAGUUGAUCUGUCAGGAAGUGAAAUACACUAUCUUAGUCAAUGGGUUGAUCUCCUUCAUCAAUAUGCAGCCCCACCGAUGCAGCAGGAUAAUGACGUAACGUUUACAGAGUCAUCUACUCCAAACGAUGAUUACAUUUCUAAAUGGCUUGAGUGUAGUCAUACAGACGAUGAAGAUGCAGAUGAAGAAAUUGAGAACUAUAAAGAUGAUCAUACCAUUGAAGCGACCGAUGAUAGAAUUCCCGUUCUUCAACUUACUCAAGAACCGAUUGUAUUGAAAACUUUUAUUGACAAUAACACUACUACUAAUAGUAUUACUAGUAGUAGUAGUAGCAGUAUACCACAACCAACGAGAAGCAAAUCAGUGUCAAGUUUUACAACAAUUAGUUCCACUGGUUUACAGGAAUUAUAUCGUCUAGCUAGUGCAACUGAAGAAUUUGAUGCAUGGGUACCAUCGACUGAACAAUUGGAUCAAUUGCAUAAUCAUUUAGAUAAUGUUUCUAAAAUGCAUUGUUCAUUGGAUGCUACUACUUUAAGACAUUCACAAUUAUUGACUAAUGAUGCUGAUUGGACAAACAGUAGUCCGAUUAAUACUGUUGAAAAGGAAAUAUUGAAUCAUGGUUUCAACAACAAUAGUAUAGCUAGUCAAAUUUCAAUUCUCCAACCAUCACAAACCACUAAAAAAUCAAUCGAGCAAGAUGGCCAUGAAGGUCAUAAUGAUGAUGAUGAUGAAGAUGAAGCGACAUUGAUUACAAAUGCAACACAAUAUGCUUUGUCCUUUGUAUGCAACCAACUAUCUAUUACAAAUGAACUGACAGUUGGUGGUAAUCUUUUGGCAACAGUCAACAAGACAAUUGAAGAUGAUGAAUACAUGUCUCAGCCGGCUGGAGGUGAUUUAAACGAGCAUAUCGCCAAGUUAUCAGUUGAUCAAAACACUAAUGAGUCAUCAGUGUCAUAUGAUUGGGAUGAAAUUUCUGAUGAUCUAUUCAAUUCUAUAGAUUAUUUAACUUCUCAAGAACUGAAAUCGAUCAGUGAAAUCAGUGGAGAAGACGAUGAAGAGGAUGAUGACAACGUGUUCCAUCAACAUUCAACUCCAGUACAAAUUGAAAAAAUCAAAGCAGAGAAAAUUCUUCCUACAAAAGAUGAUGUUCAUUUUCUGACUCAUUUACACUUUUAA